CAGAAAGACCGCCCUGACGAGUUUUUUUUCCGGGUUGGGAUGAUGGCGUGUUGCUGAAAAACAUCGUUUUGGAGAUUUGGAUAUACUCCGUGUGUCGACUGGAACUUCUUCAAAUCAUAGGCAUCCCCAGCUUCAUCCAACAUGGCGUCGGUAGAGGAGGAUUUUCCUCGUGGAGGCAAAACAAAGAAGCCCACCGACAGUAAAGUCACAGCGGAGCGGAGUAAAGUGGACAAUCUGUUUCAGCAGUCAGAUGAACAAACGACAACAAAGAAAAAAAAAGGAGGCGCCAAGAAAGUCAAAAAGCAAAAGACAGAAGAGCAAGAAGGUGGCCUGACGCUUAACGCUGCUGCUAAAAGCGUGGAGAUUCUGCACAUCAAGAAUGUGAGAGAAGGGAUGCUGUUACUGGGCUGUGUGAAGGAGGUGGCUGACUUUGAGGUGACCGUCAGCCUCCCGUGUGGCCUGCAAGGCUUCCUCAGCAUCAGGAACAUCUGUGAUGCGUACACCAAGCUGCUGAGCAAGCAGCUGGACUCAGACGUUGAAAACGAGGAGUUCUGCUCUUUGUCCCAAAUCUUCUGGCCGGGAAUGCUGCUCCGAUGCGUGGUUUAUAAAAUGGACAUCACUAAAGGAGGCUCGCUCAGCAUUCAGCUGUCGGUCAAUCCGAAGCUGGUCAACAAGAGCCUCACCUCGAGCUCUCUGAUGGCUGGAAUGGUCCUGAGUGGGUGCGUGGAGAGUGUUGAAGAUCAUGGCACUAUAAUUGACAUUGGCGUGAGUGGAACAAAAGCCUUCCUGCCCGAGGAUGCUACAAAGAGCAAACAGCAUAAAAGUGAAGAGCUUAAAGUGGGUCAGUAUGUGACUUCUCGGGUAGAGGAAGUAAAGAACGACGGCCGCGUCGUCUGGCUCGCCGCCGCGGCUCGGGCCUCCGCUGACGCCAAACAGGGCUGGACUCUCACCAACCUCCUGCCAGGCCUCACGGUCAAAGCUACCGUUAAAAAGGUGACCAAACAUGGCCUGCACCUGGACUUCCUGUCCUCCUUCAGCGGCCAGGUGGAUUUUCUGCACAUGGAGCAGGAGUCCAGCUACAGAGAGGGGCUUCAGGUGCGAGCGUGCGUUCUGUACAUCGAGCCGACCACCCGCCUCGUCGGGCUGAGCCUGAGCAGCCACCUCCUGCAGCCCGUGUCUAACGUCGACUACGCUCCUCCCGGCGGGGACCGGACCGGAGAGGUGGUGAAGGAGUGCAAGAUGACCACGAUACACCACAUGUCGGGGGCCAUGUUGGAGCUGCCGGACAAAACCCCGGCCUUUGCGCAUAGGAACCAUCUGAAGGAGCUAAGCGAUCCGCCCAAUGAAAACAAGGUCUCUGCAAUGCCCGAGCACACCUGCAGGAUCCUGGACUUCAGCCCCAUGGAGCAAAUUUAUUUUGUUAGUUUACGAAAGAGCGUGAUUGAGCAGCGAUUUUAUAGAUAUCAGGAUAUUCACGCCGGCCAAGUUGUAGAGGGGACGGUGUCUGUCCUGCUGAGCCACGGGAUGGUGGUGCAUCUGUCGGAGCACGUCAAAGGUCUGGUGCCUCGGACGCACCUCUCCGACAUCCUCCUGAAAAACCCGGAGAAGAAGUACGUCGAGGGGAUGAAGGUCAAGUGUCGGGUGCUGUCAGUAGACGUGGACAACAGGAAGUUGUGUCUGACCCGGAAGAAGGCGCUGGUUGAGAGCACCCUGCCGCUGUUCCUCAGCUACAACGACGCCCGUCCCGGCCGGGUGUCCCACGGCUUCAUCGUGUCUAUCAAAAACUUCGGCUGCAUCGUCCGUUUCUAUGGCAACGUCAAAGGUCUGGUCCCGCUGGAGGAGCUCAGCUCUGAGCCCAUCGUCUGUCCGGAGGAUGUCUUCUAUAUUGGACAGGUGCUGAAGGCCAAAGUUCUUCAAUGUGACCCAGAGAAGGAGAAGCUGCUGCUGUCAUUUAAGGCGGCGGCAGAGGGAGAGACGGAGGAAUCUACCGAGCCUCCGAUUGACUGCGAGGUUGGAAAGAGGGUGGAAGCAAGGGUGGUGAAGAAAUCCAUCAACAGUCUGGAGGUCGUCAUCCUCCCAGACGAGGGCCACGCCGUCUUACCCACAGUGCAUCUCUCCGAUCACAUGUCCAACUGUCCGUUACUGUGGGAGGUUCUGCAGGAAGGAGACACCAUUUCAAACCUCAUUUGCUUUAACAAGAACAAGCAGAACCUCACGCUCACCAAGAAACCAAGGGUGAGAUCGUCACUGGAGGAAGGAGCGGUGGCCAAAGAUUUCUCUGAGAUUACCGUGGGGAUGCAGCUGGUUGGCUGCAUCAGGAACAUCAUGUCCUAUGGCGUCUUUGUGGAGUUCCCCUACGGUCUCGUUGGUCUUGCACCCAAAUCUGCCAUGUCGGAUAAGUUCAUCAGCGACACGACGACCGCCUUCAAGCUGGGCCAGACGGUCAUCGCCAAGGUGACCAACCUGGAUGAGGAAAAGCGGCGAUUCCUGGUCACCCUGAAGAUCUCUGAGGUCAUAACGCCUGCCGGGGAUGCCCGGGCCGCGCUCCUGAACGGCAUACAGGAGAGACGAACUGUGAAGGAAAUGCUGACUGUCAGAGAUGACGGAGAACUGCGGCAGCAGCUGGCUGCUCUGACCGUCGGCCAGAAGCUGAAGCUGAUGGUGGAUUCAGCGACACAGGACAGGGCCAAAUUUAAGUCUGACGACUUGCCCGGUGCUGACGUUAUCGCCAGUAAACGCCAUGUGGCGGGAGUUAGCCUGACCCCUGGGCAGAAAGUGAAUGUGGUCAUCCUUAAUGUCGACAUCCUGUCCACCUGUGUCCAUGUUUCCGUCCUCCCAAAGCUGCUGGGGAAGAAGAAGUCUCUGAAUAAAGGCUCAGACUGCUGUGCGGUGGUGCAGUUCGUCGACCAGGACUUUGCUGUCAUCUCGCUAAACGAUGCGGCGCAGCUGACUCUGCUCCACACCUGCAGCCACCUGAACGAGGUCGCCCUGUCCGAGGCAGAGAGACUCAAGGUGGGGAUGACUCUGUCGGUGGAAGUCGUAGAACCCAGCUGCGAGCAACUGGAAGGGCUCCCCCUGGUGUUGCGGAAGGGCAGCGCGCCGAAGCGGCAGCGUACGGCUUCGGAGAACCAGGCGGACUCUUCGGGACACCGCUUCGGCGAAGUCCUGCAGGGCAAAGUGAAGUCGGUGAAGCCCACCUACAUUCAGGUGGCGCUGGAGGACGGGAGCACGGGCAGCGUCCACGUAUCGCAGGUGGUGGAGCCAGCCGAGAUCAAGCUGGGGUCCUUCCCCACGUCCACUGUGAGAGUGGGCAGCGUGAUCAAAGCCAGGGUCAUCGGAGGACGAGAAGCCACCAGUCACAGAUUUCUUCCGUUUUCUCACCCCAAAUUCAAGUACACCAUUCCUGAACUCACACUUAUACCCAGCCGACUGGAUCCUGGUGUGGAUUUUAAACCAGUUACAGCAAAAGAUAAACUGGCCGUCUAUAAGCCCGGCGACGAAAUCACAUGUUUCGUAUCAAAGUUUAAAUCAGACAAGAAGUGCUUGGAAGUCACCUCUGACCCCUGCGUCACAGGGACCGUGGACCUGCUUUCCAUGAUCACAGAUCCUAAAGAUGCCAGCCACCCAGAAAAACUGUUCAAGCUGGGCCAGGCGGUUCGCGCUAAAGUGGUGGAAGCGAGCGUCCAGCCUCAUCGCUUUGUGCUGUCGCUCUCAGGGAUCCAUAAACUGGAGAAAGGCAGCAUUGCAUUGGGAAUGGUGACCAGUGUUCAGCCACAAGUCGGCCUCGUGGUCAAGCUCCCCUUUGGCGGCGCCGGAACGGUUUCUGUCACUGACGUCGCUGACACCUACAGGUCGAAGCCACUGGAGGCGUUCAGGAAGGAUCAGCUCAUCAGGUGUUACCUUCUAGAUGUGCAGAAUGGAAAGUGGCACCUGUCCCUACGUCCAUCACGGUUGAACCCAAAGAACACCAAGCCAGCGAAGGACCCAGAAGUCUUGUCUUUGGACCAUCUGCAGCUGGACCAGGUGGUCCGAGGUUAUGUCAAGAUUGUGAGUGAGCAGGGGGUCUUCAUCAGGCUGUCGCAUAACAUCACAGGAAGAGCUCAACUUCAACAGUCCUCCAAAUACUUCAUCAACAACCACAAGAUCCUCUCUAGUCACCUUCCGGUCAACACCCUCCUCACCACUAAAAUCCUCAGUGUGGACAGGGAGGACCAGUUGGUCGACCUCUCUCUUCUCCCCGCGGACACCGGAAAGCCAGACGUGCUUCCGGAAUCCCUCGGCCUCCCGCUGCGUCUCGUCGGAGACGCGGAGAAACGCGACUCAAAGAAGACAAAGAAACGUUUGCACGCCGAGAGCGAACAGAAACCAGCGGAGCCCCAGAUCCCGAAGAAGAAAAAAAAGAAAUCAAGCAAACCAAAAACUGAUGGUGAUGACAGCGGAGUGGAGGUCUACUUCAGAGAUGAGGGGGAGGAAGUAAAGUGUGAUUUUUCUCAGGUGUCUCCCAGCUCGGCGGGUCCGUCCAGGCUGCAGGUGGCAGCCGGCUUCUCCUGGGACGUGGGGCUGAGCUCCCUGAAGCCUGUGUUGGAGACAAAGGAUGGGAACUCCAGCGACGGAGAGGAGCAAGAUGGCAACGAAAAGCCCCAGAAGAAGACGCGCCACGAGCUCGAGCAGGAGAAGAAGUCAGCGGAGAAGGCCCUCCUGCAGCGGGAAGCAGAGCUGAUGGACCCGAGCCUGCGGCCCCAGGACGCAGCCGGCUUCGAGCGGCUGCUGCUCGCCUCGCCCAGCAGCUCGCUGCUCUGGCUCCAGUACAUGGCCCACCACCUGCAGGCCACGCAGAUCGAGCAGGCCCGGGCUGUGGCCGAGAGGGCCCUCAAAACCAUCUCCUUCAGGGAGGAGCAGGAGAAGCUGAACGUGUGGGUGGCCCUGCUGAACCUGGAGAACAUGUACGGAACCCAGGAGAGUCUGAAAAAAGUGUUUGAGCGAGCCGUGCAGUUCUGUGAGCCCAUGCCCGUGUACCAGCAGCUGGCCGACAUCUACGCCAACUCCAACAAAAUCAAGGAGGCAGAGGGUCUGUAUAAGACCAUGGUGAAACGUUUCCGGCAGAACAAAGCAGUGUGGUUAAGCUACGGGACCUUCCUGCUCCAGCAGGGCCAAAGUGAUGCUGCCAGCUCUCUCCUGCAGAGGGCGCUGAAGAGUCUGCCCCCCAAAGAGAGUGUGGAUGUAAUCACCAAGUUCGCUCAGAUGGAGUUCCGCUUCGGCGACGCUGAGAGAGGUCGCAACAUGUUCGACAAAGUCCUGACGAACUAUCCGAAGCGCACGGACCUCUGGUCCGUUUUCAUCGACCUCAUGGUCAAACACGGAUCGCAGAAGGAAGUGAGGGCCGUCUUCGAUCGGACGAUCCACCUCAGCGUUUCCGUGAAGAAGAUCAAGUUCUUCUUCAAGCGCUACCUGGAGUAUGAGAAGAAGCACGGCACCCCUCAGAGCGUCCAGGCGGUCAAAGAGAAGGCCAUGUUGUUCGUGGAAGCAAAAGGCAAAGACGCUGCAAACUGAAAGCGCAAAAAUACAUCACCGGACCCAAACAGAGUCCCUGAAAACCAUCAGUCUUUGUUUGAACUCUUGUAAUGUUGCUGACUGAGUGUCGAAGCUUGAUCCUGGGUCCAUGCAAUGUAAUGCUCUAUAAAUGUUAAAAACAAGCAGCUGUUUUUAACCUUUUUUUAACCUAUUGUGUAAAAUAAACACUGCAUAAUGAUAA
Xiphophorus couchianus (Monterrey platyfish) is the source of this 5752-nucleotide messenger RNA. RefSeq names its product programmed cell death 11 (gene pdcd11). The record is from RefSeq and is a predicted model, not a curated record. The coding region runs from base 142 to 5550 and encodes 1802 amino acids. NCBI's taxonomy places the organism in Eukaryota, Metazoa, Chordata, Actinopteri, Cyprinodontiformes, Poeciliidae. Gene Ontology annotation, biological process: rRNA processing. Gene Ontology annotation, molecular function: protein binding; RNA binding. Gene Ontology annotation, cellular component: small-subunit processome; nucleolus. The transcript has 36 exons.